GCAGCGUGAAAGCAUUCGCCGCAGCGAUCGAUCUACGGAAUCCGUCUGCAGGAUUCGACGCGCGGAGAUGCGAAAAUCUGUGAAAUAAAGUAACCGAAACGGCUGGUAAACUCGCUCGGAGGUAUCGUUGAAUAAAGGAGAGAUAAUCGAAGGAAGUCUGCGUCAACGGCUCCGACAAUUGCCUACAGAUUUGGAGCCGAGUCGCGUGACUCACCGGUGUGUACCGAAUGCGUCGUGCGGCUUCGAGCGACCAACCGGAAUCGAUGGAUCUGAUGCAACGCCGGGAGUGCAAACGCGCCUGCAUUUUCGAGUCGAUCGCUUCGCGAUUCCGUUGAGUCGGUUUCAAAGGAGAAACCACCGCGGCACGCGAGGCUAUCGUGUGCGUUUCGUUCGAUAAUCUCCCUACGCGAUUACGCAGCUAACGAGGGCAACUUCUUUCCCCGAUAAUCUUCGGCGUCGAGCAGUGAACGGCUCUCCUUAUCGGCUAUUCAUCUAUCUCCUCGAGAAGGAACCGUUCGCCGGGGCGGGAGGGCGGGCUGCCGAAUAACAGGAAUCCCCGCAGCCAACAAUCCGGCAUUGUUUCGUCAGUUUGAAAAGGCGGCCGACGGGCGACGCCGCGCAUUUCGAUUCAUCGAGGUAUCGUUGCGGGAUUCCCUCUCGGCCAAUCGGUUCUCGGGUAACUGGUGCGCCUGUGUGACGCACUAACUGCCACGCUGGCAGUUCAAUUGACAAUCGGAUAGUGGCGAGCGAGGUCGGCACGCAGUAUUCUCGUCGGUUUAAAAAACAAACAGAGUCGCGUCCGCGGUGUUCGGCGACGAUCGAGAGGAAGGCUCCCGAACGCGGGCCGUCGCGGCCGUUCGAAUUCCAGGAGGAAUAAAAGUCGGGUCGUCGUCCAGCGAUGCCGGUCCGAGCGGCUGCUCGAAAAAUGCUUGCGCCAGCGGCCGAGGAGAGCUGAGAGAAAACCGGUCCCUCUCUCUUCGCGUGUGCAGUGCGCGGCUCCGCGCGAGUUCUCUUCAGGGUGGGGCGAGAACAGAGGCGAAAACCGACGUCGCCGUCCCUCUGUCCGUCCGUGACGGGUUUCUUUCGCUCCGUUACUUAGUCGGGACUGGCGUGCUGUAACGCGUCGAGGUGCAUCGUCGUCGUCUCGAUCGACUCGAUCGUCGUCUUCGUCGUGCGACGGUGCGGUGUGUGCUCGGUGUGCUGCCUGGUAUUCCCUUCGUUUUUCAUGGGAGCGUAAAGUGCGCGACUUCGUCGACGGUGCGCGCAUACAGUGUUGAACGUCGAUAAUCGCGGAGAAGCGUGGCCGGGAUGUCGUCGACGGACAUAAACCUGAUGGACUUCCUGUUCCCGCGGGAGGACUCGUUCCUGAAAGGCGACGUUAAGGACGAGCCUUUCAUAGACCAGAGCUACGGCGACGACGCCAUCGCGGCGGAGGAAUGGCCCACAAACCCCGACGACUUUCUCGACUCCAUCUUCAAGCUUGGGGACAAUCAGUUCGACCUGAUCGAGAAUGAUCUGGACACGAUCCCGUCCUCGUCCUCGGACAGCGGACUGUCCAGUGCCCUGAGUCUCUCCUGCGAGCAGCAGCUGAGCCCGUUGCUGCCCAUCGAAGAGGAUCAGGUGGAGAUCAGCAACUCGGGGAUGAACAGCCCGCAGAACUUCGUGGACUUCGACUCGCUGGACAGUCCGAACCAAUCGAUGGGCAGCGUGGACAGUCCGGUGAGAUCGGUGGUCAGCUCGAACAUCGGUUCACCGGCUACGGACGUCGCCGAGGAGAUGGACGUCGAGCACACGCUGGUGGCCGUGGUGAAUCCUAACAAUACCUUCACCGACGUGAACAUGACCAACAUCGCGGAGUCACCGGUUAUCGAUCUAGACAAAGCGCCGAGACAGCAGAUCCAGGUCGCGCCGCAGGAGAACAAUUCGCUGAACGUGCGCAACAUCGCGUGCAACGGGAAGCGAAACAUCAGGCAAUUGAUACGCGUGACGCCGAUGGGCUCCGGGAACCCGAGGUCUAUCCUCCUCCCAGUGAGUCUGAAGGACAUGAAAGAGGUGCGGACCAUAAAGAUCAUCAACGCGUCGCAGGCGAGGAAUCUGAAAGGGUUCAAGAUCAAUCAGGCCAACAUCAUCAACAAACCGGUGCAGAUGACCAUCAAACAGGAGGAUUCCAGCAGCGAGAAGGGGUGCAAUUCCAGCGACGAGGUGUCCGAGUCCGAGUCCCCGUACCCGAGGCUCAAGCUGAACGCGGAAGAGAAGCGGCUGCUCCAAAAGGAGGGGAUCACGUUGCCUUCCCAUUACCCGCUGACGAAGCACGAGGAGCGAGAGCUCAAGAGGAUCAGGCGCAAGAUUCGUAACAAAAUAUCCGCCCAGGACUCCCGGAAGAGGAAAAAGGAGUACGUGGACGGGCUGGAGGAUCGCGUGAAGCAGUGCACGGAAGAGAACAUGACGCUGCUGAAGCGGAUCAAAGCGCUCCAGUCGCAGAAUCAGAGCCUGGCUGGCCAGCUCAAGAGGCUGCAGGCGCUGCUGCAGAAGGGCAACAAAAGCGCCCAACCGGCCACGUGUCUGAUGGUCUUGCUGCUCUCAUUGGCCCUGGUCGCUGUACCGAAUCUGCGACCGCACUCCAAUUCCAGCAACGAGCUCGCGCAGGAACAGGAGCAGCCUGAGAAAAUGCCACCGUUGGCAGGCCGUUCCCGAACACUUCUGAACACGAACCAGCUGAUGGACGAGGAGCUGCAGCAAUACGGCGAGGAAUUGCUGCAGGAAGUCGAGGGGCUGCUGGACCACGAUUACAGCCCGGUGAUCCAGCCUCCCCUUUACAAACGUCCUCGCAUGGACAUGGAACCGUCGCCGAAAUGCGUCCUGUCUUCCGACCACGUGGGCGGGACGCUUUGCGGGAGACAGGAGAGCGCGAUCUUCAAGUCCGGCCGGAAGUACAUCGAGCCGCCGUUGGACGACGUUUGGCCGCCGCCGAAUCCCGGCGGGCAGAAGAACGGGAAAGUGGUGGACAAGCUCGAGGCGCUGACCAACGAGCUCAAGAUCAACAUCUCGGACUCCGAGGGCACCAGGACGGUCCUCCUGAAGGUCCCGCAGGAACAAUAAGAAGAAACUCCGACGCGGUCGCGUGCUUUCUCUUCUCUUUCCUCUUAGCAUCUUUCUCCUUCUCUCUUCGCGAGCGACGAUUCCUAUUUCCUUCUGGCUAUGAUUCGAUAUAGUCCUUCUCCACGGUGACUUUCCCAGGUUUUCUUCCUCGGGAAGGAAAGAUCAACGGGGAAGGGUCACCGAGUAAUCUUCGAACGUAGGUCGUUAAUCGUUCCGAUUUCCUGGAUGAAUGAGAGAUUCGCGGAGGGUCGAACGUUUCCGCUUCUUUCCCGCGUGAGUGGUUUCGAGGAACUGUCGCGGAGUCUGUUGCGUUUCGACGAGACGCGGUUCGCGUGCCGAUCGCGAUAGGGUUUAAUAGAAUGAACGAUCAUGUUUCUCGUAUCUUCGGGACACGCCAGCGCGCGCCUCGCUACGGUCCUCGUGUCUUCGAGCGGCGAACGAGGAACUCGCGUUCGCCUGUCGUGAAUGAAACGCCGUUAUUCGUCGAUACUUUCCGCGAGAUGGUCGAUACCUUUGAUUCACAUCGGUUCCGCAUUCGCUUGUUAGUCAAGGACCGUGUCGCAUACACCUAGGAUCGUUUUUAGGCGAAUUUUUCCAAGAGUUUUUAUCGAUUUAACGAUAUUUAAGGAUUUAUCUAUUUAUAAGGAGAAUUUAUUACGAGAGUUUUACAAUUAUUAUUGCUGUUGCCGAUGGUAAGAGAUAUUUGUACAUAGUUACUAUAAUAGAAACGUAAAACUGACACAGAGAUACAUAUAUAUAUAUAUAUAUAUAUUAAAUAUAUACCUAUCAUAGCUUUAACUUUAAAUACACCUACACGCGUGAUUCACCGCACGCGAAAGACAGUUUGUUCAGAAAUGUGCGGUGGACCGCAAUCGUCGAUGAUAAUUCGUUUACUAAGGUACACAUACGAAAAUGUGUAGCAUGCGUACGUUUCCAUCCUUUGAUGCGUGAUAGAUUUCUUUCGUUAGCCGGAUGAUGAGUUUCGUUUCAUAGUUUUCUCUCGGGGCUGGGCCUAUCGCGAAGCAUAAAUCUGUAGCUGUAACGCGGAAUCACGCGAAUCGCAUAAUUUUCUAUGCAACACGAUACGACCCGAAUUAUUCUCUCUGUCAAAAGAUUUCUCAUUGGGUCCAAACACACGCAAUAAAACCUAUUUUACUCGCUAAAACGCAUUUUUAACUUGGAAUUGUUCAUCGAACGCGCGACCUGGCUCGAAAGGAAGAACGUUCCUUCGAAAUUUGUGGCAAGCGUGCGACUUAUCGUCCAUUUAGCUUUACAGCCGCAGAUAUCGAGCGCAAUCAUAUCACACGAGACGAGUUCGCGGCGGGUCGAGUCCGGCGAACACGUGCAACCGUACGAAACGUAUUUAAACAAACGAAAAUACUGCUGCGUGUUAACGACACCAGCCACGAAGACUGUAUCAUAUACACUUGUAACGUUAGGCGCAUCCUGACAUUAUCUUCGAACUCGACAAACACAUUUCUCCUCGCCUCAUCAUCGAUUCCUUUCGCGUUUUAGAUAAGUUUAGGUGACGAUCGUCCGAUUAAUUUUUACUUUAUACACGAUACAGCGGGACGCGCGUGUCACGCGCGUGUUACACACGCUCUAAAUACAUAUAUAUAUAUAUAUUAUGUAUAUACAUACAUAUAUAUAUUAUUCACCGAAUUGUAAAUAAAACCACACCGUGAAGAACACAUGUCGUCGUUGUUUGAAUUUUAUAGUAGCUCGUACUUACGUUAAUCAGUUAGUUCUCUUUCUCUUUCUGUUUUUGCUCUGUUUUCCGAUGGGAACCGUUCUUCCCGCGAAUUGUAAUCGGGUACACGUAUAUCAUGUGAAUGUCGUCGACGUUAAACAAAAUAUUGACAAGCGUUUGCUACUUUUUCUUUUCUUUUUUUUUCUAAUUUAGAUAAGUUCAACGAUACAUUCCUACCAGUAAUGUUUAUUCAAAAAUAGAACCGUUCUAUUUUUGCACUAUGUAAAGGGGUUGAUGGUACUACACUCUAAAUUUUUGAUUCAGUAUACGUGUAACGACAUUAGGAAAUAAAAGUUGCGGUCAAAUGCA
Nomia melanderi (Alkali bee) is the source of this 5158-nucleotide messenger RNA. RefSeq lists its product as uncharacterized. Gene Ontology annotation, cellular component: nucleus. Gene Ontology annotation, biological process: regulation of transcription by RNA polymerase II. Gene Ontology annotation, molecular function: DNA-binding transcription factor activity, RNA polymerase II-specific; RNA polymerase II cis-regulatory region sequence-specific DNA binding. Lineage: Eukaryota; Metazoa; Arthropoda; Insecta; Hymenoptera; Halictidae. The record is from RefSeq and is a predicted model, not a curated record.